Molecule: messenger RNA, 652 nt
Organism: Arachis ipaensis
Lineage: Eukaryota; Viridiplantae; Streptophyta; Magnoliopsida; Fabales; Fabaceae
Source: RefSeq, a predicted model, not a curated record
UCAUUUAACCUGUCAUCUAGUUGAUGAAGAAAAACUUGGAGGACCAGUACACUAUAGGUGGAUGUAUCCUAUCGAGAGGUAAAUAUCUCUUUUCAAUCAUUGUUCAUUUAACCUAUCACUUAGUUAUAUCUUACUUACUAAAGCCAAUUAUACAAACUAGGUAUUUAGGACAUUUGAAGUCCUAUGUACGAAACAAAGCUAAAUCAGAGGGUUUUAUAGCUGAGGGAUAUGUGGCUGAAGAAGCUCUUACAUUUUGCUCUCGAUACUUAGAAGGGAUUGAGACAAGAUUUAAUAGGCCACCACGUGUUGAUGAUCGUCCGGAUGGUAAUUACAAUACACAUGUUGAUUCACUUUUUCCACAAAUGGGUAACUCUAAGGGAGCUUUCACAGUAUUUGAGUUGCCACCUAUGGAAAAAAAACAAGCACAUCGCUAUGUGGUUCUAAAUUGUCCAUAUGUCAAACCGUUCAUUGAUGACUUCAAAGAUUUUGUACAAAGACGAUCUAAGGGUAGAAGGCCUUCAAAUGUAGAGAUAGAAAAAAGAGUCAACAAAGAUUUUGUUACUUGGUUUCCUACGCAGGUAAAUAGAAAAGUGAUCUCUUUUGCUAAUAUUGAGCAGUAGUUGUGGAUAUAAUAACUAAUAUGUUGUUCUAU